AUGGCAUCCACUACAGUCGCCACCACCCCGGAUUCGAAGCCGCAGGUCGACUUUCUACACCAUCCGUACACCCGAGCUGCUCUGCCCUUUGUCAAUGGUGGCCUGGCCGGCAUGACUGCCACUGCAGUCAUCCAGCCCAUCGACAUGAUCAAGGUGCGUCUACAAUUAGCCGGCGAGGGUGUUCGCUCCGGCCCUCGUCCAUCUGCGCUUGGCGUCGCUCGCGAUAUCAUCGCUUCCGGCAAGGUUCUCGAUCUCUACACCGGCCUGUCCGCGGGUCUGCUGCGUCAGGCCGUCUACACAACCGCCCGUCUUGGCUUCUUCGACACCUUCAUCAAGACCCUCAACAAGAACGCCGAAGCCGCCAACCGUCAAGUCACAUUCGCCGAGCGCGCCGGCGCCGGUCUGACGGCCGGUGGUGUCGCCGCCAUGAUCGGGAAUCCGGCAGACCUGGCUCUGGUGCGUAUGCAGUCGGACGGUCUCAAACCCCCGGAGGCCCGCGCCAAUUACCGCUCCGUUGUCGACGCGCUGCUGCGCAUUUCGAAAAGCGAAGGCGUCCUGGCCCUGUGGUCGGGGGCCUUCCCCACCGUGGUGCGCGCCAUGGCUCUCAAUGUGGGCCAGCUGACCUUCUUCGCGGAGUCGAAAGCCCAGCUGAAGGCGCGCACCAGCCUCUCCGCGCAGAACCAGACGUUCGCCGCCUCCGCCAUCGCUGGCUUCUUCGCCAGUUUCCUCUCGCUGCCCUUCGACUUCAUCAAGACGCGUCUGCAGAAGCAGCAGAAGGACCCUAAGACCGGCCAGCUGCCGUACAAGGGUCUCUUUAACUGCGCGCGCAAGGUGGUCAAGGAGGAGGGAUGGUUGCGGUUCUAUCGUGGAUUCGGCACGUACUACGUGCGGAUCGCACCCCAUGCCAUGGUUACGCUUAUCGUCGCCGAUUAUCUGAACCUCAUCACCAAAUAG
Molecule: messenger RNA, 954 nt
Organism: Aspergillus melleus
Lineage: Eukaryota; Fungi; Ascomycota; Eurotiomycetes; Eurotiales; Aspergillaceae
Gene: MIC33
Product: putative mitochondrial dicarboxylate carrier protein
Exons: 2
Coding region: 1-954 (317 amino acids)
Biological process (GO): transmembrane transport
Molecular function (GO): oxoglutarate:malate antiporter activity
Source: RefSeq, a predicted model, not a curated record